AUGAGUGGCCUUCGAUUUCUCGAUCUCAUCAAGCCUUUCACGCCGAUCCUCCCCGAGGUGCAGCAACCGGAAACAAAGGUUCCCUUCAACCAGAAGUUGAUGUGGACUGGUUUGACAUUGUUAAUAUUCCUGGUGAUGAGCCAGAUGCCAUUGUAUGGUAUUGUGUCCUCGGACACAUCCGAUCCUUUAUACUGGCUCAGAAUGAUGCUGGCCAGUAAUCGUGGUACCUUGAUGGAGCUGGGAAUCACACCAAUUAUCUCCUCUGGAAUGGUUUUCCAACUUCUGGCCGGAACGCAUUUGAUCGACGUUAAUCUCGACUUGAAGUCCGAUCGCGAGCUGUACCAGACAGCUCAAAAACUAUUCGCCAUUGUUUUGUCCAUGGGUCAAGCCACUGUGUUCGUCUUCACCGGUCUCUACGGUCAACCAUCCGAUCUUGGCGCUGGUAUCGUCUUCCUCCUUAUCCUUCAAUUGGUUGUCGCUGGCUUGGUUGUUAUUCUCCUUGAUGAGCUCCUCCAGAAAGGUUAUGGACUUGGGAGUGGUAUCUCUCUUUUCAUCGCCACCAACAUCUGCGAAUCUAUUGUGUGGAAAGCUUUCUCCCCCACAACGAUCAACACUGGCCGUGGCCCCGAGUUUGAGGGCGCUGUCAUCGCGCUUUUCCACCUCCUUCUCACAUGGCCAAACAAGCAACGUGCGCUCCAAGAGGCAUUCUAUAGACAAAAUCUCCCCAACAUCAUGAACCUCAUCGCUACACUUGUUGUCUUCGCUGCCGUUAUCUACUUGCAGGGCUUCCGCGUCGAAAUUCCGGUCAAGUCAUCUCGUCAACGCGGAGCUCGUGGCUCUUACCCAGUUCGCCUUUUCUACACCUCGAACAUGCCAAUUAUGCUUCAGUCAGCUUUGUCCUCCAACGUCUUUCUCAUCAGCCAAAUGCUCCACUCGCGAUUUGGUGAGAAUCUGCUCGUCCAGCUUUUUGGUGUUUGGGAAGCAAAGGAGGGAUCCGCUCAACUCUUUGCCGUCUCCGGUCUGGCGUACUACAUGUCACCUCCACUCAACUUUACCGACGCUCUGCUCGACCCCAUCCACACCGCUGUUUACAUAACCUAUAUGCUUGUUGCCUGCGCCGUCUUCUCGAAGACCUGGAUCGAGGUCUCUGGCUCGAGCCCUCGCGACGUUGCUAAGCAACUCAAGGAUCAAGGUCUUGUCAUGGCCGGUCACCGUGAACAAAGCAUGUACAAGGAGCUCAAACGCAUUAUUCCUACUGCAGCUGCUUUUGGAGGUGCGUGUAUUGGAGCAUUAUCAAUUGGUAGUGAUUUGCUCGGCGCCCUUGGAUCUGGCACUGGUAUCUUGAUGGCUGUCACUAUUAUCUAUGGCUACUUCGAGAUUGCCGCCAAAGAAGGCGACGCAGCGGGUCUGAAGGGUAUGGUUAUGGGCUAG
Molecule: messenger RNA, 1431 nt
Organism: Glarea lozoyensis ATCC 20868
Lineage: Eukaryota; Fungi; Ascomycota; Leotiomycetes; Helotiales; Helotiaceae
Product: Preprotein translocase SecY subunit
Exons: 3
Coding region: 1-1431 (476 amino acids)
Biological process (GO): post-translational protein targeting to membrane, translocation; SRP-dependent cotranslational protein targeting to membrane, translocation
Cellular component (GO): membrane; Sec61 translocon complex
Molecular function (GO): signal sequence receptor activity; ribosome binding; transmembrane protein transporter activity
Source: RefSeq, a predicted model, not a curated record